This is a messenger RNA of Aureobasidium vineae, 1122 nucleotides long. NCBI's taxonomy places the organism in Eukaryota, Fungi, Ascomycota, Dothideomycetes, Dothideales, Saccotheciaceae. The record is from the annotation of a GenBank genome assembly.
AUGCUUUGCAAUCCAAUGGUCCUCGCUGACAUGCAUCUAUCAAUUAUACUUUGGUCUCUGGUCGUUUUCCCCGUGUUUGUCUGUGCAUCAGACCAUGCAGCUUCCUUCGAAUGGUCAGAAUGGGGUGCCAAUGUCCUAAACAAUCGCUGGAGCCAGAGCAAAUCAGCGAUUGAUUCUUUCAAUGCUGGAAACCUCAAGGAAAGCUGUGUCCUCCAAUAUUUUAAAGGUGUCAGUGCACCCCCAGCCAUCUCUGGUGGUAUAGCAUACUUUCCAACUUGGGAUUGCCAGUUCGUGGCCCUUGAUUACGAAAAUUGUCAAGUUCUCUGGAACAUAAGUGUCGUGGACAUCGUUACAGGUUUUGCGCCGUUGACGGCUCUGCAAACAACUCUCACUGCAGCGGUCUCCAGGUCCACUCCUCAAAUCGAUGGCUCCAUACUUUACUUCACCACACUGGCACAUGCUCUUCUCGUCGCCAUAGACUAUCGUACAGGUGCCCUGCUUGCGGUCAUGCAAAUCAAUCCUCACGAACUUGCAACCCUUACCAUGAGCCCGACGUUCUAUAAGGGCAAGAUUUUUGUCGGUUCGUCGAGUCAGGAAGAAGCUGCGGCGGGGUUGGUUCCAGGAUAUUCAUGCUGUUCUUUGGUCGGGAACAUGGCUGCCAUAGAGUUCAACAAAGGCACACGAAACUUCAAUGUGAUAUGGAAUGUUAGCAUGAUCUUAGAAGGGCCAACCGUUCCUGGAUGGUCCGGAGUCGGGGUCUGGGGUAGCCAACUCUCGAUAGAUGAGUCUCGCUCGCAGGUCUUUGUGACCACAGGAAAUGUUUGCAGUGUGCCGCUGGAGUAUGAGUCCUGCCUCACCGACUCCGGAAGUAACAAUCAAUCAUGCCUCCCCAAUGGUGUGCUGCAAGAAGCUGUCAUUGCUUUCAAUAUCGAUACUGGUGCCAUCAGAUGGCUGCGCAUUGUUUCUCCACUGGAUGCUUGGACUUUGGCCUGUGGUCUCGCCACAGGAGGUACAUCUGUCCUGCACAACCCGGCUAUUUGUCCUGGUACGCCGGGUCCUGACGCCGACUUUGGCAUGGCCCCAACAUUUGUUCCUGGCUCGAAAUGGACACCAAACGGAUAA